Molecule: messenger RNA, 249 nt
Organism: Penicillium diatomitis
Lineage: Eukaryota; Fungi; Ascomycota; Eurotiomycetes; Eurotiales; Aspergillaceae
Exons: 1
Coding region: 1-249 (82 amino acids)
Source: RefSeq, a predicted model, not a curated record
AUGAUGCGUGAUACACCCUCCAAGUUCAUCGAGAUUCUCGAUCCCAAGGAUUUGCACCUGCACGACUCGGAUGUCCGGCUCGAGGAUGUCCUCGCCGACCACGAGGCGACCAUCAACCGCCCAAGAUCGUCGACGCAAUCCACCGUCAAGCCAGACCAGAGCUACCUGGCGCGAGCCAAUUCCACAUCUCCCACCCAACGAUGGAAACGACUCAGUAGUAUUCUGGUCCAACCGCGACGCUCUUCCUGA